Messenger RNA from Diospyros lotus (date-plum), 1381 nucleotides. RefSeq names its product B-box zinc finger protein 19. The record is from RefSeq and is a predicted model, not a curated record. Gene Ontology annotation, molecular function: zinc ion binding. The transcript has 6 exons. Gene Ontology annotation, biological process: regulation of DNA-templated transcription; photomorphogenesis. Bases 302 to 940 code for a protein of 212 amino acids. Gene Ontology annotation, cellular component: nucleus. Lineage: Eukaryota; Viridiplantae; Streptophyta; Magnoliopsida; Ericales; Ebenaceae.
UCUUUCUUCAGCUUCGCUGUUGGCGAGUUGUAUUUUCUUUCUGGAGUGUUCUUUCUCUUCAGUCUUCGCCAUUUUUAUAAGUCCAACCACUUCCAUCUGGACCAUCUCUCUCUCUCUCUCUCGCCCUGGCUAUAAAGUUGUUUGUGUAUAUACGCAUGAUUGCUUCCCGAUCGAUCAAUCAAAUCGCAUUAUCUGUCGUCGAAUCGGGCUGCGAGCAGGAUAGAUUUGGCGAAGACGAGGAAGAAGUGAAAUGAGAAGAGGAGAUUAGAGACGCGCAUAGAGAGAAGAGAACUUUGGAAUCAUGAGAACGCUUUGCGACGUUUGUGAGAGCGCCGCAGCGAUCCUCUUCUGCGCCGCGGACGAGGCUGCUCUUUGCCGUGCUUGUGACGAGAAGGUUCAUAUGUGUAACAAACUUGCUAGUCGGCAUGUACGCGUUGGGCUGGCUGACCCAAGUGAGAUUCCUCGCUGUGACAUAUGUGAAAAUGCACCUGCUUUCUUCUACUGUGAGAUAGAUGGUACUUCCCUAUGCCUGCAAUGUGAUAUGAUUGUACAUGUUGGAGGUAAAAGAACUCAUAGACGGUACCUCCUAAUGAGGCAAAGAGUUGAGUUUCCAGGGGAUAAACCUGGCCGUAUCGAUGAGCUCGGUUUGCAACCUGGUGAGUCAGGUGAAAUAAGACGGGAGCAACAUCAACCACUUACGCCUGCAACCAGAGAGAACCAGCAAAAUCACAGGGUCUCAGCUGUUCCAGUGCUAGACAGUAAUAACGAUGAUGGUGGCAAAAUGGACAAUAAAAUGAUUGACCUCAAUGCUAACCCCCAGCGCAUACCAGGCCAGGCUUCAAAUAACCAGGAACAAGGAAUGGAAGUUCUUAGUGGGGCAAAUCAGGAAUCUGCAAACAUGGUUCCUGUUGGAUCCUUCAAAGGAGAGCUUGAGAAGUGAUUAAAGAAAGUAUGUUCAAUACCAACAACUCCGAUCUUGGACAAUCCGACGCCUUGCUUGUUGAAGGACCUUCCAUUGCCUUGGAAAAGUUGGUUGAAGUGCAGAUGAUUUUCGCCACUGUCAUCGACAAGCGACAUACAUGUUGGCUUAAGGAGAGUGAUUUCUGUUAGUCGAGUACAUUAUUACAUUGUCCAAUUCAUGGUAUUUCACAAAAAAAAUGCAUGCUGCAAAUGAAUUUUAUGUUUUGUGUCUGACCAGAAGGGAUCCUGUAAAGAAUUAGUCAGGUACAUGCCACAUCUUUAAUCUAAAUUUAGAAAGAAAAAAAAAUGAAUGGAAAGAAAAACUAAAACCUCUGAUAGUUCAAUGUAAACUAACAGGGACUAGAGAAACGAUGGAAUAGCAAGAUAGAUAGAUUUGAUUUGAAGGUGGCAACAAUGGAGA